AGGUCAAGAGGCCCGCCCCAUAUGGCACGCUUUGGAAUCACCUUUCCCCAGGAUUUUUGUCCGAUCGGCUCUGGAGAGCCCUUCUUCGCUUCUCUGCGCUCCUCUCCAUCCUUUGCCAAAGGCCACGUCCAGGCCCUCGAUUCGUUCCUCUCUUCCCUUUUAUUGAUCUCGAAAUCGCCUUUCCCUAUGCCUGGCGUCGUUCGCAGAGCUUGAUUCUCCCCGGUUUGAUCUCGGGCUGCGUCUUCUUUUUUUUUUUGGAGGGGGGUGGUGGUGGUGGGGAUCGGAGGGAUUUCGGUGCUGCUUGCGCGCGAUGAGGAAGAGGGAGAGGGAGAAUCCGUGCGGUGUAUGCGGCCACUACCACAAGUAUGAGGAGGGGGAGGUCUGCGGGGUGUGCGGCCACCGGAUCCCGGCGGCGGAGGAGCGCUCGGUGCAACAGGGCAGCGCCUUCCCCUCAGAGAUCCUUAAAGAUUUCCUCUAUCUAGGGAGCUACGACAACGCGUCCAGGGGGGAGCUCCUCAAGACGCUCGGUAUCUCCCGCAUCCUUAAUACUGUGCCUGCAUGCCAAAAUCUAUAUAAGAAUUCUUUCACAUAUCAUUGCCUCUACAAUGACAAGCUUUUACAAUUUGAUGAUGCAAUUCAAUUUUUAGAGCAAUGUGAAAGGGACAAGGCGCGGGUUCUUGUUCACUGCAUGUCAGGAAAAAAUAGGUCACCAGCUAUUGUAAUAGCCUACUUGAUGAAAAGCAAAGGAUGGCGAUUUGCGCCAAGUUAUCAGUGGGUUAAACAUCGUAGACCUCUGGUGGAGUUGUCCCAAGCUGUCCAUCAACAAUUGCUGGAGUACGAGCAGAAAAUAUUUGGAUCCAAUGAGCCUGUGCCAGUCCAGCCUCUCUUCCUAUCAGAUUCAACUCCUUGUUUCGGGUCUGGGUAUCCCAGGACAAUCGGUAAUUCUCCAGUUCCGGUGUUCGAUCAGCCGGCCAUGCCAUCCAUCUUUGAACGCAUAAGUCCAAACACCACCCCUAGUAAUUUUGUCUUUGGAGCUGGGGGGAAUACAGAGCAGAAAAUCGUGGAAAGCAGUGCUUUAAAUGUCAUCCCUCCAACUGGGAGUGAAACCCCCAUGGACAGCUCGUAGGACUUCAUACAUCCUGUGUUGCCUGACAGGAAAAGUUGUAGGUGGAGGUCUUACCUCACAUCUGAAGCAUGGAUAUGAAGUAAAAUACUUUGCGUUCCUCAAGGUUUUGGUCCAGAAUGUACUUUUUGAUAAAAUCGAGCAGGGUUGAUAUCACGCCUUUUUCUUUUGUAAUUUGUGGAAUCAUAUCAUAGAACUGUAACUCGACUGUAAUGCUCCAAUUAACUCCUUGUCUAUAUUAAUGUUCAUCACUCGGGAAUUUUUAUUCAUUCA
Messenger RNA from Phoenix dactylifera (date palm), 1396 nucleotides. Its product is annotated as protein-tyrosine-phosphatase IBR5-like. Gene Ontology annotation, molecular function: MAP kinase phosphatase activity. The record is from RefSeq and is a predicted model, not a curated record. Gene Ontology annotation, biological process: auxin-activated signaling pathway; abscisic acid-activated signaling pathway; negative regulation of MAP kinase activity. Lineage: Eukaryota; Viridiplantae; Streptophyta; Magnoliopsida; Arecales; Arecaceae. Gene Ontology annotation, cellular component: nucleus.